Laccaria bicolor S238N-H82 is the source of this 1269-nucleotide messenger RNA. RefSeq lists its product as uncharacterized. The record is from RefSeq and is a predicted model, not a curated record. The coding region runs from base 1 to 1269 and encodes 422 amino acids. Gene Ontology annotation, molecular function: mRNA binding. Gene Ontology annotation, biological process: cytoplasmic stress granule assembly; regulation of mRNA stability; nuclear-transcribed mRNA catabolic process, nonsense-mediated decay. Gene Ontology annotation, cellular component: cytoplasmic stress granule. The transcript has 4 exons. NCBI's taxonomy places the organism in Eukaryota, Fungi, Basidiomycota, Agaricomycetes, Agaricales, Hydnangiaceae.
AUGGGAGGUGUGGCAGAGGCUCCGAGGCGCGCUCAUCUUUAUGUUGGAAACUUGAGCCCUCGCGUGACGGAGUACAUGCUUACGGAGAUCUUCGCUGUUGCUGGACCUGUCCAACACGUAAAAAUCAUUCCUGACCGGAAUUACCAACACGGCGGUCUCAACUACGGCUUCGUAGAAUAUAUGGACAUGCGUGCGGCUGAAACAGCCCUGCAGACCCUCAAUGGCCGUAAAAUCUUUGACACCGAAAUCCGAGUCAAUUGGGCUUACCAAGGUCAACAAAACAAGGAGGACACGACAGGUCAUUAUCAUGUCUUCGUAGGGGAUCUCAGCCCCGAGGUCAACGACGAGGUUUUGGCAAAGGCCUUCAGUGCUUUUGGUACCAUGUCGGACGCUCGUGUCAUGUGGGACAUGAAUUCUGGGAAGUCUCGUGGCUAUGGCUUCCUUGCCUUCCGAGACAAAACAGACGCGGAGCAGGCAAUCGCAACCAUGAACGGCGAAUGGUUGGGCUCCCGGGCAAUCCGUGUCAAUUGGGCAAAUCAAAAAACUCAAGGAGCUCCUCCCACUACCACUGCUUCCUCUCCUAGGCCCGGUGGUGCUGUUACGACUGGUAGCGCGCCUGCACCCAUCAAUUUCCAAGGUGGUCCUCUCUCCUACGAGUCUGUCGUGCAACAAACACCAGCAUAUAACUCGACCGUAUACGUUGGGAACCUUGUUCCGUACUGCACCCAGGCCGACUUAAUUCCUCUAUUCCAGUCUAUCGGGUACUUGUCUGAAAUUCGCAUGCAAGCCGAUCGUGGCUUCGCAUUUGUCAAAUUGGACACCCAUGAGCACGCUGCCAUGGCAAUCGUACAGUUGCAAGGUCAGAUGGUGCAUGGAAGGCCCAUCAAGUGCAGUUGGGGAAAAGACAGAGCCGAUGGUGGAACAGCUCAACCUGGCGGCCCAUCUCCGCAGCCUAUGUACGGUAUACCGCAGCCAACUUCAUAUGGUCAAUACGGUUUUGGGGGAUACGCAGGGUUCCCUGGCCAAGCCGGAGCAACUCCUGGCACUGCGGGCCCUGGUUCCCCCGGCAUGCCGCAAGCCAGCGCAGGCGCAGGCGGGUUAGGAUUGGCCGCCGGAUCCCAACAAGCUGGUGCGGAUUUAAAUGCUGCUGGAGGUCAGGGAGGUCAAGCACAAUGGGGCGCAACAGAUCCAAGUUAUUAUUCAAAUUACUGGGGAGGUGGGUACCGUAUCCGUCAACUAUCCCGCAAUCUAAUGCUUUACCUUCUUUAG